Molecule: messenger RNA, 1485 nt
Organism: Scheffersomyces stipitis CBS 6054
Lineage: Eukaryota; Fungi; Ascomycota; Pichiomycetes; Serinales; Debaryomycetaceae
Gene: RRN11
Product: Rrn11p
Exons: 1
Coding region: 1-1485 (494 amino acids)
Biological process (GO): transcription initiation at RNA polymerase I promoter; nucleolar large rRNA transcription by RNA polymerase I
Cellular component (GO): RNA polymerase I core factor complex
Molecular function (GO): RNA polymerase I core promoter sequence-specific DNA binding; RNA polymerase I general transcription initiation factor activity; TBP-class protein binding
Source: RefSeq, a predicted model, not a curated record
AUGUUCGAGGACAUCGUAUAUAGAAACGCCGGGAACGAAGGUGGAAACCAGAAUCUCGGCAGGCUUCUAUCGAAAUAUAUUGAAAUCAAGAAAUUUGAAGAAAUCUACAAGCAAGACCACAGUCAUAAAACAAGAUCAAAGCUUCGCAAGAGCAAAUAUAUCAAGAAAGCCUUGAAGGUCAUACAUCGAGAGCUAAAAAAACGCCUUAAACCUGAAGAAACAUACGAAAUAUGGCAUGGUCUAGACCACCUUAACGCCAAUGUAGAGAAGAAGAAACAGAAUAAUACCAAAUCCAAAAUCAGAGAUGAAGACAAUCCAAGCGAAUUUGCAAAGAAGAUCAUAGAAAGAAUAGAAGCUGGCUCUGAAAAUGAGCAUACUUCCGCAUACGACGAUUAUGAUGAAUAUAAUCAUAAGAUUCAGUCCACACUAGCCAAGUUUACAGGAGCGUUUGAUAGCUCUAACCAUUGGGUGAAAUCAAGUUUCUUGAUACGAACAAAUGGGCUAGAAGUAUUGCCCACUAUCAAACAGGAGAAUAAAGACUAUGUUCAAAGGCAGCAUAUAGGAAAUUUGAAAGUCUUACUACAUUUGAAUGUUUUGCGCCAAAAUUGGGAUUUAGCAUACAAGAUCUUCUGUUUGUUAAUUCGGUUACCAAGUGUAGACAUUAGAGCAAUUUGGCCCAUCGGAAUAGAAAUUCUUAUAAGACAGCAAGAGAAAUUAACCCACGAGGGUGCAGAAAGAAUAACAUCCAAGGAUGAAAGAUUCUAUGAUUGGCUUUCGUCGUUCUUCACCAUUGCUUAUGUCAACGCAGCCCACCUGGAUGGCCCUUCAAAAGUAUCCUUGGCUCCGAUCUGGAGAUCUGGGUCUAAAUCUCAUACCCCAUUGUAUAUCGUGUCGUCCUUGUGGAAUUUGUUGUCUAAAGGAAAGUAUCAAACUCUAGAACAAAGGCUUGGUGAGUUAGUUUUGGAACCUCCAUAUAAUAGUGACGGGGUUUUCUACUUUUUGAUGGUUCUCUGCAACAUCGUAGAAGCCACAGAAAUAGUGAAUCGUUUUCUAAAGGACCGAACUGAUUACAUUGAUGGUGUUGUUAGUAGGGCUAUCGAUUCAGAUGGAGUAGUUAUCUCCCUUGAGAGACUCGUUGCCUCCAUAGAAAAGAAUCUCAAAAUGUGUGAUACUCUCCAUUUCGUCUAUUCCAAAGAGACUAUAGAUAAUCAGAUCGCGCUCCUUUUUCAUUUGGUUAGGGCGGAUAUCAGGGCCAAACUGAUCGAGGAUGAAGAUGAAAGUGAAGAAUCGUCUGCAGAUGAAAUUGCCGAUUUUCCUGAAGACAAUGAACUUCCUAGAUAUGGAAGUAGGCGUGCUAGUAACGUCCUGGAUGACCUUGAAUCGCCCGAGUUUAACGAGGAGUUUGAGCUGAAUAGAUAUCCCGAUGCUCAGGCUCAAAAGAAAGAAUCUACAAAUGACAUGGAUAUGGACUUUGACUUCGAUUAG